Messenger RNA from Sphenostylis stenocarpa, 1509 nucleotides. The record is from the annotation of a GenBank genome assembly. Lineage: Eukaryota; Viridiplantae; Streptophyta; Magnoliopsida; Fabales; Fabaceae.
AUGGCCACCCAAUCGCCGCCCCGGCCUCCCACUCCCACUGCCACCGACGAAAACCAAGGUUCUGAAGUUGUGCAACCAGCAGGCAUGGAUCAGCAAAAUGCCGGAGAAGAAGAGCCCGCCAAACUGAAUUCAACUCAGUCAGUAUUUGUAAACUCACAACCAUUGAGGGAAGAACAAGUUCAGAAUGCUAUGAAAUUUUUGUCUCACCCAAAAGUUAGAGGUUCACCUGUCAUCUAUAGGCGAUCAUUUCUAGAGAAGAAGGGCCUUACAAAGGAGGAGAUUGAUGAAGCCUUUCGGCGUGUGCCAGAUUCAGCUCCAACUGUGCAGACAGCUGGUGUAAAUCAAGAUGGGCAAUUUAAAUCAUCAUCAAACAGUCAGCAACAAACUCAACAACAAACUUUGCAGCCGGGUUUACCUGCUUCUACUGGUGUUAAUACUUCAUCAGGAACCUUGUUGCGCUCCAGAUUUCACUGGUCUCAUGCCCUUAUUGCAGUUGGAUUACUGGCUGCUUCAGGUGCUGGAACAGCUAUAAUAAUUAAGAAAUCUAUUCUCCCUCAGUUAAAAUCUUGGAUACGUAAGGUUGUCCUUGACAAUGAUGAUGAACAAUUAAAGAAAACUGAUGACAAACCAACAUUGAUGGAAGAGGCUGCACAAGCUGCAAAAUCAGCUGCAGCUGCGGCUGCCGAAGUAGCAAAAGCAAGCCAAGUGCUGCUGGCUUCAAAAGGUGAAGAGAGGAGAUACUUUGUGGAAGUUGUUAGCCUUUUAGACAAACAAGUACAAGAAAUGAAGUCAAUGACAAAUGCCAUAAGAAGAUUGGAAGGGCAAGAAGAUCUUCGAAUCAGUCAAUCAAGUUCAAAGCAACUGAUUGUGAAUGGCAAAGUGGACUAUGACUUGCGUUCAGUGAGAUCUUCAUCCCCACCUGCAUCUGUUGAACCAUCAAGUGGUCUUCACCCAAAGUCAUAUAUGGAGAUAAUGGCCAUGGUUCAAAGAGGAGAGAAGCCUUCCAAUAUUAGACCUUGGGAGGUUGAUCAGGUGCAAAGCACGUCUACUCAGAUGCUUCAGUCUGAAGUAAAUGGUGAAGAUUUGAAUACCAAGACCCAGGAUACGUCUCUAGUAAAUGGGGACGAGCCAUUGCCCUGGUGGCAGAGGAAAAAUGUCAGAAUCAGAGAGAUUGACAACGAAAAUGAGUCCAAUGGAGUACCUUAUUCUGCUGCAUCCAGUCAGCAGCCAGUCCAACAGCCAGUUCAACGUGUAUGGGUUCCUCCUCAACCUCCACCCAUAGUUAUGCCGGAGGCUGCAGAAGCAAUCAGACGCCCAAAACCGGUUGCCCAAAAGGAACAGAUGCCAGAUAAUCAGUCAGUGGCUCAUUCUUCUGACAGCUCUGAUGACGUGCAUAGUGUCUCAAAACCAUUGGAAUCUGAAGGUGCAGUAGAGGGCAGCAGUGUCAGCUCAGUUCCCAGCUCUAGUGAGAUACAAGAGGAACAUGAAGUCAAAUAUGAUGAGCAAUGA